Caenorhabditis angaria is the source of this 2747-nucleotide messenger RNA. NCBI's taxonomy places the organism in Eukaryota, Metazoa, Nematoda, Chromadorea, Rhabditida, Rhabditidae. The record is from the annotation of a GenBank genome assembly.
AUGGAAUUAUCGGUGCUGAGUAACAGUUUUACAGCGGAUAUUUGGUUUAGUUCGAUUUGGUAUGAUGAAAGACUUGCUUUUGAGCAUUUAGAUGAAUGCCGGCAGAAUUUAUCAUUUGAUGAUCGAUUUGAAAAGGUAAAAAUGGGAUAAAAGCAUGUAUUGAAUUUGCUUAGGCUUACAAUUAGUUAGGAUUUUUUGUUUAGGCUUAGGCUUAGGCCUAGUUGUGGUUUUUAGGCCUAAAAACUCCAACUUGGACUAAGCCUAACCUAACUAAGCCUAAGCUAAACCGAAAGAUUAGGUACCAUUUAGAUAGUAGAAAUUUCACUUACCAAAUGUUUCCUCCCAAAAGUUCCUUUCCAGCUAAUCUGGUCACCAAAUGUUUGUAUAGUCAAUACAAAAUCUGCACACGUUCAUCGAUCUCCAAAACCAAAUGUUCUCCUGAUGCUCCUCCCGAAUGGCACAGUUUGGCUGAAUUAUCGAGUAAAAAUUGCGUUUUCACAUACUUAGAAAUAUGGAAUUUUGUGUUUAGAUUCGUGUACAAUCGCCGUGCGAAAUGAAUUUGGAGCGAUUUCCCAUUGACACUCAAUAUUGUGAACUUGUUUUUGAGAGUUAUUCAUACAAUACAGCAAGUGUGUCGGUUCAAUGGAUGGAGCAUAAUCCAAUUACAGUGUUGCCUGAAAUUUCGCUGGCUGAUUUUGAUUUGUCAAGACUCCGGACAUCUAGGCAUACAGAGGUUGGUUGAGAAACGGUAAAAGGACCACCAUGACUUGAAAAUGACAUUUAGGGUGGCGAAAAUAAUGCAAUAUGUAUUAUUAAUAAUACAAUAUUUUUUAUAAAUUAAAAGGCGAAAAUCCUAUAAUCAAAAUUUUUUUAGUGUUAGCCUAAUUAGGUGAAAACUUUUCUCAAGAAUUUCCCAUCUUUUGCCUCAAAGAUUUUGAAAGAAUGAAGAAUUUUAGCAUUUUUUGUGAAAAAAACGAAAAAUGUUGCACAAAAAUCACAAACAAACGUCGUGCUGUCUGGCGUCUCCCUUACUCGCUUCUAUCUCUCAUUUUCUCUCCUCCUCUCCUCGUCUCUUCUAGACGCAAUACUCUCUCGUUUAUUUUUCAAAGUUUUUCGGUUUUUUCGUGAAAUCAGGAAGUUUCACGAUUUUUAUCGAGAACAUCAUACAUGAGAAGAUAGAGAAGGGUAAGACAGAGAUAGAAAAAUAAAAAUAGAAUUGUGAAAUUUAACAUUUUUUUUCCGAAAAAACUGAAAAUUCGAAAAAAAAUGCAUUUUGAGACUACAUUCACAGGUGGAUGGAGUGUGACCCACGGCGGACCCACCGAGGACCAAUGUGGAAAAUUCACCCACGGUGGAUACGUGGUGGGUCCGCUGUGGGUGAGAUUUUGGGAGAAUUCCAUAAAAAACUGUUAAAUGAACUAAAUGUAUUUUUAAGAGUUCCGCUAUGCCUCGGAUGGUGUAAAAAGAGAUUAUAUUGUCUAUAGAAUCAUUUUUCAGUUCUUACUCACUUACAAGGGUGAAGACACACAUUUGUAUAGCGGAGGACCAAAAUAAAAUGUUAUGAAACAUGAAAACUAGUUCUAAAACUCUAUAGAUUUGAUCAGAUGCACUAAAUAAUUCAUUUUCUACUGUUCUCAUCUCUUUUUUGAACUUUAAAGCGUUGCUUCCAUAAUUUUAUGAAUUUUUGCAGAAUGUUGGGGUACUGUAGUUCGAGAUGUGUGCAGUGGCAUUUAAUCUGACGCGCACUUAUUUUUAUUUUUUCGUUUUUUUGGGCCAAACGUUUUUUAUGUAUUUUUGGUGUUUUUUGCGGAUUUUCCCAUCAUCUGCUCAUGGUUGUAGUACUAAAUGAUAUUUAAAGUAGUCCUUAUAUAGUUUCAGAAGUAAAAAGUAUGUAAAAGUAGCAAAUUUUAGGAUAUUAGGGGACAAUAUUCCAUUUUUUUCAAUUAAAUUAUUUUCACCGAAUACUCUGUUAAAACCAAGGUUUUCUUGAUUUUUAUUCUACAUUCGUCCUUUUACCAUUAACUUUGGCACAAUUUUGUAGAUUCAUAGUUCGUGACUUUGUCUACAACGAGGAACUGCUGAGAGCCGGAAAAACAGAAGAAAAAAUGGAAUAAAUUGUAUAUUCAGAUGGAUCUGCUGGUAGACCACUUGAUGUAAGUUUGAAUAAACGACUUUUGAAAUAUACUUUUUCAAUUAUUUAUUUCAUUCCAGACAUUGGAAGAUUCACCAGCUCUCCUGUCACUUGGACUCAACAUCUUCUCGGCUUCCAGUAUUUAGAACUAAUGGUAAGGAUUCAACAUUCUAACAAUGUCAUAUAUUUAUCAGUUAUAUAUUUUUCAGGCAGUGUUAUCUCCGCCUGGACCGACUUGGAUGAAUUUUGGAAGUCUAGCGUUCACCAAGAACAUAAAUCACCGACUUCGCUCAAUAUGGUCAAUAUUUUUUAGGUCAGUUUUUUUUUGUAAUCUAUGAAUAAAAGAAGUGAUAAAGUACCUGCAAACUACUGUUUAAUCGGAAGUUUUCAGAGAAAGAGAUAACACUUUACUAUGCCGAUCUACUGAUCAACUUAUGGCAGAAAAAUGUCACUUCAUUCAUAAAAAAACUCUGACAAAAUUUUCAAAACUCUGAUCUAAAACCCUAAACCCAACUCUUCAAUCCAAAACUACAGUUCGCGCACCUUAUAUAAUUCUUACAGAUAUUGCCAACUCGCAAAAACAGCGAACGAGGAUAUGGACAGAGCGAGACGUUAG